AUGGAUUCCCCUGCCGUUCCUGUUCCGCGUGAUCCGCAAGAACAGCCUAUCCUCGAACGCCUUCUUCGUACCCGCGAUGCUCUUUUAUUGUUGAAACGAGACAAAUCGUCCUACAUAAAGUCCCGAGAUGUGCUUCCGCUAUAUGAGGCUGUGAUCCAGGAGGUAGAACAACUGCAUGCAGUUCGGGAAGGACAGGAUCCUCGGCAACCUCACAACCGAUUGGACUACAUCUUGGAUGACUGCUUCCAGCUCAUUUCGUUGUUAUUCUUGACCAUUGGCAGAAACAAUGAAGCUCCAGCAGUAUAUUCGCUUGCGACUACAGUCAAGCGCCUGCUCGACCACCUCGAAGAAGCCGGCUUCUACAGCUCCAAAGACCUUUCCUCUAUUACGAAGACCUUGGCAGACAUGCGCCAAACCCUCGAACGUGGUAGACAGGCAUAUUCCCCAGCCCUCUUGAAGCUUCUAGAGAGUCGGAUUCAACAAUGCGAGUGGCAUCUGGAAAGUCUGCAGAAGGGGCUUUCCAUUUUGGCACCUGAGCUUGUGCCUACGCAUGAAACACUUGUUUCUAUUUUGCGGUCGACGUCUGCUGUUAAUACCCGCUCGAAGUUCUCCCCAUCGGAAGUGACUAGCCUGCGAAAGCAACUGGAGAAAAUUCGGGGAAGUUUGAAAGACGGUCACUUCGUCGGCGCUGAUGGCGCACCACUUCAGGGCCAGGAUUCAUUGAAAGGAUUGUUGGAGCGAUGUUGGCGGUGGACUGAGAUUGUUCUGGAGCGGGAAGGACAAAUCGCUGAAGGAUUCCAGGAGCAAUACGAACGUCUGGUUGAAAUUCGGAACCAGCUGGACCGGCUGUCCGUGACGCAAGCGUGGUCGCUCCGCGAGACGGACCUUUUCGAGUUCCAGCGGAAACUUGAUCGCAUUGACGAGGCGCGAGUUAAUGGCAACUUUGUUAGCCCUGAUGGACAACAGGCAGACCUCCAUGCACAGCGGACACUUUUGUACCUGAUCCGCCGAAGCUACGCAUACAUCUAUGCUCUUCUUAUCUCGUCCGAACCGGUGUCCGAGGCAUUGCUGCCUGUAUAUAAUCAGCUACAAACGUUGCGGCGGUGCUUGUUGGAGGUCAAGGAGUCUGGAGGCGUGUCAAACUCGCGUGAACUUUACCCAUACAGCAUGAAGCUCAAUUCGAUUGACAACAUGCGAGUCGACGGCAAGUUCUACGUGGGUAGCGACAUCCCCGAAGGCCAGGGCAGCAUCAAUGCAUUGCUCGCCGAAUGUUACGAUAUUGCAUGGGAGCUCCGCGCAGCGGUAGACGAAGAGGACGAAAGGAGUUGA
Molecule: messenger RNA, 1329 nt
Organism: Aspergillus chevalieri
Lineage: Eukaryota; Fungi; Ascomycota; Eurotiomycetes; Eurotiales; Aspergillaceae
Exons: 8
Coding region: 1-1329 (442 amino acids)
Cellular component (GO): nucleus; cytoplasm
Source: RefSeq, a predicted model, not a curated record